GCUUCGAAAUUUCAAGCCACACUUUGUAACAAACUGUCACGCUGUCAAGUGAAAGCUGUCAGUAGAAAGUGUUUUUUAUACAAAUAAAUUAUUGUUUUCUAAUUGCUUUUGUUGAAUGAAAACAAUAAAAAUAUUGUGUUAUAGAAAUUUUUAAUAAUUUAAUAAUUUUUAUAAUAGUUUUAUAAGCAUAGGUGAAUAUAAUUCCAAAGUGCAUUUUAUUACUAUUAGAAAAAUGUUUGCUAGAGUAUCAUUUUAUCCCACUUUGUUUUAUAAUAUUUUUAUGGAAAAAGUAUCUAGUAGAAGAUGGUAUGAUAGAAUCGAUGAUCAUGUCAUUUUAGGAGCAUUACCGUUUCCAAGCGUUGCUGAUAAGUUAAUUCAAGAAGAAAAUGUUAAAGCCAUUGUGUCUAUGAACGAAGAUUAUGAGUUAUAUUUUGCCACCAAUGGAAAGAAAUGGAAUGAACAAGGUGUAAAAUUUUUGCAAUUAGCCACAACAGAUAUAUUUGAAGCGCCAUGUCAAGAUAAAUUAAUGCAAGGCGUUAAAUUUAUUAAUCAGUUUCUGCCAGCUAAUAACAAAAUAUUCAAAGAAUGUAAUAAGUUAGAGAAUCAUAACUCGGUUGGUACUGUAUAUGUACAUUGCAAAGCAGGCAGAACCCGAAGUGCAACAUUAGUUGGAUGCUAUCUUAUAAUGAAAAAUCAAUGGGAUCCUGAACGAGCAGUUGAGCACAUGCGAAGCCGUAGACCACAUAUAUUGUUGCAUACAAAACAAUGGUCUGCACUUGAAACAUUUUAUAAAAACCAUGUGAAUAAAACUUCAAAAGCAAAUUCAUGACUACGGUUAUAGAAAUAAAAUUAUAUGAAUUAUUUAAUUUCAAAUAUUAAUUUUGAAAAUUCUUUCGAUGCGUACUUACGAUUUUCAACAUUGCAAUAUAAGA
Messenger RNA from Ctenocephalides felis (cat flea), 932 nucleotides. RefSeq names its product phosphatidylglycerophosphatase and protein-tyrosine phosphatase 1 (gene PTPMT1). The transcript is spliced from 4 exons. The coding region runs from base 233 to 829 and encodes 198 amino acids. Gene Ontology annotation, biological process: protein dephosphorylation. NCBI's taxonomy places the organism in Eukaryota, Metazoa, Arthropoda, Insecta, Siphonaptera, Pulicidae. The record is from RefSeq and is a predicted model, not a curated record. Gene Ontology annotation, molecular function: phosphatidylglycerophosphatase activity; protein tyrosine/serine/threonine phosphatase activity; phosphatidylinositol-4,5-bisphosphate 5-phosphatase activity.